GAGCCUUGGCGGUGCCAACAGCCGAGUGGGAAGGUCUGGUUAAAAAGCCCCACGAGAUAGCAAGGGUGUGAGUGCGUGUGUGGGUGUGUGGGUCGGUGUGGUUACAAGGCGGGUCGGGUUCAACCGAUCUGGGCGGCCAGAGGGAAGCGGGUGCGUCAAAAAUCGAGGCCACCGCCUCACAGGCAGAAGGAGCCGAAGGCGACCGACAGAAAUCGCUUUGCUGUUUCCCGCCUCAGUCGUCCCUCAAAGGAUCCUGGCCAAAAUGUUGGAUCUCACAGAGUUAGUUGAUGUGGAAGUGACGCUGGCAUAUAUCAGAUAUGCAAUCUUUGUCAUUGUAAAAAUGAUGCUGAUGAGUCCUAUGACAGCAUUCUUCAGAAUGAAGAAAAAGGCCUUUGCUAACCCUGAAGAUGUGGCUUCGUUUGGGAAAGAUGAAGCUGUAAAGAAAUACCUCAGGACUGAUCCAGAUGUGGAGCGGGUGCGCAGAAUCCAUCUCAAUGACCUUGAGAACAUCAUUCCGUUUCUCUUCAUCGGCUUCUUCUACUCCUUCACUGGUGUUGACCUCUCGACUGCCUUGCUGCAUUACAGGAUUUUCCUUGGUUCUAGGAUCUUCCACACCAUUGCCUACCUGGUUCCUCUUCCCCAGCCCUGCAGGGGUUUGGCAUGGGGAGCUGGCUACUUGGUUACUUUUUCAAUGGUGUACAGGCUUGUGAUGGUUGGUCUCAGUCUGUCAUAAAAGAAGGAAAAAGAGAAAUAAUAAUCGCUCAUAACCAGCACUGAUGUCAAGUGUCCAAGCUUCUUGCCUCUGCAGAACCUUCCCCCUACUGAUUAUUUUACUGUGGCACCCUUGCAAAUCAGAGAUCAGAAAAGUUACUUUGGGGCUACAAAUCCUUAUAAGCCCCACAAAUUGCAUACAUGGAGGAUUCUUGUAGUCCAGAAAAAAGUAAUUUUUCCUAGGUCCUUUGCACAUCUGCUGUACAUUCCCAAAUGCAUGGUAGAGCAUUCUGGAGCAUGUUCUUGAGAGUGUGCACAUGAUGGCAAGAAGCAUUUUGGACCCCACUAUUGCCUGCUGAAACAAAGAAUGUGACCUAGGUUACUCCCAGUGCUUUUCUGUAGCUACAUGUUUACAGGGAAGGAUGAUGAAUGGCAGUGGAACUAUCUCCCAGGGGAAUGCGCCCACCAGUGUAUUGCUAUUCUCAUCAAAGGACUGUAGCUCAGUAGUAGAGCUCAUGCCUUACAUGUAAAAGAUCCAAGGUUCAGUUCUUCACAUACUCCAUGAAAGAAAGAAAAGAGAAUUGGGCAGCCAGUAAAGGAAACACCUUAUAUCCACGACUGUAAAUGAGAAAUUUGUAGUUAGAGUUUAUGAAAAUGAACUGGAAGAGCCAAUAGCUGGUCCAGGGCCAGACAUUUUGUACAUCAAAGAGCACCAGAUAAUAAGAGGAAGCCCGGGUUUCUCCAGAACCAGGAGUUGGGGGAAUGAUUUUUCCCAGCCUCGCAUGGAGAUGCCGUGGAUUGAACCUGGACCUUUGGCUUGCUAAAGAUGUACUCUACCACUGAGCUACAGCCACCCUUCCUGAAAUGGCCUUCCUCUACAGAAUCCAACACUUAAUCGUUGCCUGUCCAUGCUCUGUAUAAUUGCUACUUUAGCUCAUUGUUCCUAUGUAUGUAUGAUUUCCAGUUUUAAACGUUAACCAGGAUAGCAAGAUGACACCUAUGUUCACCAAGUCAUGGCAAUAUACUUUGGACAGCAAGAUGUUAGGAACACAAUAAGAUGGAGUGGGGAACUUGUCUCUCUCCCCCCCAACACACACACACAACUUUGUAGACAUGUGCUCCCAUAAGCCCUAGCCAACAUAGCUAGUUGCUUUGGGCCUUUUGGGAACAUGGUGGAUGGCUUCCAGAACAAAACCCAAGACUCGAUGGAUUUUUUUGUUUCACCUGUUGUGGCAUUUCUGAGCUUUGUUCACAUCACUGAAUUUUACCAGCAGUUGCCAGGUUCUCUCUGUAGAGUAGGAGAAGAAAAUGGCCCUGACCAGAAGCUGGAAUAAUAAACAUUGAAUGAGGAAGUUGUCCUACUGAAAUCCCAGAGGUAGCCCCCAAGCAAGUAACAGUAUGUUGGUUUCUUGGUACCAGUGAUUUUCUGUUGCAGAGUCAGAGUAACUGUGGUAUCUUGAGCAAAUGAGAAACAAGAACACACUUGUAUGAAAGAAACUGAUAGAAUAGAUAGGUCCUGGGAUAGUUGGACUGCAGAUUGAGAAGUGGGGUAAAUACUGAGUAUGUAUACACAGUAUGCUCUUGAUUCCACACCUGUCAACACAACUCUUAAAGUUCUGGAGAGGGGGGAGUGGGUUUUUGGACUGGAACCUCCGGAAUUGCCCAGUUAUUGUAUCUGUGUUGGCUGGGGAAUUUGAGGUGUGAUUAUAAAUGGAAAUGUUCCAAAGUUCUGUCUCCAGGAAAGGUCAAAACCUCUCCAUAUUGAGCAUUUUGUGUCCAAGGCUGUUGAGCAGGUGGUAUAAAACCCAGUGAAUAGCAAGAUGCUGGGAUAUAUCAGCUUUCGCUUCCUGCAGAUCUUGAUGCGAUCCUAUAAAACCAACUAUAAAUUGGUGAAGAGAAACCCGCCCAUCCCCAGUUGGCUGCUUUUGAGGCGUUUGCUACCUUCGGCAUUCCUUGAAUCCCAUUCAACAUUCCAAAUGUUUUAAGAUUAAUUCAGUUUGGUUCUUGUUUCACUUGGUGGUACCUAGUUCUUGGUGUUUGAAAUAGUUUUUUUUUAAAUUCUGUGACAUAUCGCCUCACCUCAAGAUGACUGGAAAAACUUGUAGAAGCUUUUAAGACUUCUGAAGUACAACAACUCUAUUGAUGGUGUGUAGGCAUGGUAAUUUUCUACAGAUGCUAUUUUGGGAUGUAUCUUUUUGAAGCAUAAAUAAUAAAGACAACAACCAAAAGAGGGGGGGAAAGUGUUUGAAUUUUUGGGGGCUAUUUCCCCCCUCGACUUUUCUAACUGCAGUAAGCAAAUAGGAUGUCACAAAGAAUCAGAGAUUUGAAUCAUGGAGCUCUUUGAAGAAUAUUUACCUUAAUAAUAAGAUAGCUCAAGCAAUGCCAAGCCUUGUUGAAAAGGAGACUUUGAUGCAAAUAGGUGUUUGUAAGCAAGUGCUAAAAUAAAUACAGGGAGCAAUUGUGGGGUUUUUUUUUAGCCUACUAUAUUCCUUUGGGGGGGGGGAGAGAAUGUUUUAAUGUAUUUUACAUCAUUGUGAAGCCUUUACAGUAAUUUUCUUUUCCAUAAACUAGAACUGGCAUUAUUAUCAGAG
Molecule: messenger RNA, 3302 nt
Organism: Pogona vitticeps (central bearded dragon)
Lineage: Eukaryota; Metazoa; Chordata; Lepidosauria; Squamata; Agamidae
Gene: MGST1
Product: microsomal glutathione S-transferase 1
Cellular component (GO): membrane; mitochondrion
Molecular function (GO): glutathione transferase activity
Source: RefSeq, a predicted model, not a curated record